GGAGAGAAGCGCAGGAAGACAGAGACAUGGCUACUGUUCAAUUACUUUGACAGUGUAACAACAUGAGAUGUAUAAAAAUGCGCUGCAUGAGGGGAGCUGUUCCGGACGUGGUGGUUCAUAUUCUAACCGCCGGCUUAUCACCAUGGAAACUGCAACCAUAGCGCAACAGGAAGCUAAUGCACCAGAGAAAGCGACAAGUGACAUACAGUCCGACUCUGAAUCACUCACACAGGUGAAUGAGGGUGUGGCAGUGGUGUCAUUACCUGGUGGACAGACAAUUCAGGUGCAGAGAGUCAUACAAACAACUCAGGCCUCAGUUAUACAGCCACCUCACACACAAACUGUACAGGUAGCUGCUAAUGGUGGCUCAGGUACAACACCAUCAGAUCCUCAGAAGAGGAGGGAGAUUCUGUCCAGACGACCUUCUUAUAGGAAAAUUCUUAAUGAGUUGUCAUCAGAUGUGCCUGCUGUGCCAAAGAUUGAGGAAGAGGACAAUGUGGAGGAGGAAGCCCCAACCACCUCCAGUGUUGCUACGGUGACAGCACCAUCUUCAAUUUACCAGACCAGCUCAGGGCAAUACAUUGCAAUCACUCAGGGUGGAGCAAUACAGCUGGCAGGGCCUGGAGGAGAGGCCUUGCAGGGGGUUCAGGCUUUGACUCUUCCAAGCUCUGCCAGACCGCAGCCUGGGGCAACUAUUCUGCAGUAUGGGUCCCAGCCCGGAGACCCUGGACAACAGCUACUGCUGUCUGCUGGACAGGUGCUCGUUCAGGCUGCCACAGGAGACAUGCCAGCAUAUCAGAUCCGCUCCCCGUCGUCAGGACUACCGCCAGGUGUUGUUAUGGCAGCAUCUCCGGGUGCAAUGCACAGCCCGCAGCAGAAUGCAGAGGAGGUCACACGCAAGAGGGAAGUCCGCCUGAUGAAGAACAGAGAGGCAGCGCGUGAGUGUCGCAGAAAGAAGAAAGAAUAUGUGAAGUGUUUGGAGAAUCGUGUUGCUGUGCUGGAAAACCAGAACAAAACUCUCAUAGAGGAACUCAAAGCUCUAAAAGACAUCUACUGCCACAAGCCAGAAUAACACACUCACAAACACUGCUGAAAGACUGAUUUACAGACUACUUUUGUCUUCUUCUUCGCCUGGAUUUGAUGUUUUUUGUUCAUUCGAUUGGCCAAAUAUUUCUGUAAGAAGUUGCUAACAUUGCUUUGAGGAUGCUGAGGUCUACUGCUACCUGCUUCUUAGGCCUGUUUCACACAGCAUGCAAAAGCAGCAUGUAUUUAUUUGGGGUAUUUAUUUCAGCACUAUAAACUUAUUUAUCAACACAAUCUUUUAAAAUAUUGACUUGUAUGAAGCAACAGAAAAUACUGGAACAAACUGCUCACCCAUUAUUUGAAAGAAGACAUCUGUUAUUAAAACUAAUUCUCAAUUUAGUAAUAAAAAAUCACAUAAUUUUCUGUUUAGAGCCGAAGAUUUCUUACGCAGCAAGUCAGUGACUUGGCAGUGCGAUACUGCGGAUAUUGUUGGCUUUUGUAUGAUGAAUUUCUUAUGUUCCUCAUGUAAUUCAUUUUGGAUAAAAGUGUCUGUUAAAUGAGUAAAUGUAAAUGUAUGAAAGCACAACUCAAUCGUUGCUAAUUCGCUGAUGUGAAACAAGCCUUAUCCUUUCUCUUUCUGUCACACACACACACAUUCAUGUAAAGAUAGAUAAAGGAUUAUAUUAUUGCUGUUUUCUGUGUUUCAAAGAAACUGGAACUCCUCAUUGAAAUGUGUUGAUAAAUGAAUUGGUGUUUUUCAUUUUUUAAAUGGUUGAAAUGAAAGAAAAGUUUAUUAAUAAGCGUUAUUUUUCAAGUUGUCUCCACAAAGCAUUUUUUUCUAUGGAUGUUUUGUCAAUUUGUUUGAGUAAGCAACGGAUAAAUUGAACUUGUGUUUUAAGAUGUUAAUUAGCAGUUAUAAUGGAUGAAUGUAACAAUAACUGAAUACUGACCUGUUGCUUUACUAAGAUGAAACAAAAAAGAAAAGGUGUAGCUCUGAACAGUACGGCAGAUUACAUAAUGCUGACAUUAUGCUUAUGACUGCUCAUAACACCCUUAAUUAUAUCUCUCUCACACACUCUUUUAUCCAAAGCAGCUUAAAAAUGAAGAAACAUACAGUACUAACACCAGCACAUCUUUGUCAAUAACCUAGAAUCUCCACACACAAAAAUUGUGUAACAUUGUAAUGAAGAAUACUUACUUAUUGAGAAAUAUUUCUAUUGAUGUAAGAAUGUAUAUUUUUUACAAUUCUCUUUAAUAUGUUUUUCUUUCAUUGUUUAUUAUUAUUUUAAAGCAAAGAGGCAUUUGUGGGUUAUUUAGUGCACAUUCUCUGAAUCAGACAGGUGGCAUUAACGCUCUUAUUUCAACUAUUGGGAUGUUUGUGUGUCUUCUGUUCUUCAAACUAUGCUUGUCAUGACCUCAUCUUCACUUACAGCCAGUUGCGUUUCUGUGUUUUUAUUAAAUAUUUUAUGUAGUCAGAAAUUGUAAACAUAAAUUGAAUAUUGUUUAAUAUUUAAAUAGUAGAUGUUAAUAUAAACACAGAUUAUAUCCCCUUCUCAUCCUUAACACUGUACAGAACUCUGACAUUUAUAUUUAAUAAAAUAUUUUUUAUAAAUGUACGUAAUAUGCUUACAAGUUUACGAUGAAACCUGCAAUAUGAGAAGCACUAUUGUUGUUUUUUUUGUGUGUGUCUUUGGUCUAUAGCAAAGUAUGUUGCAGACGUCUUUUAAUUACAAAAUUACUCAAACACAUACAUGCAGUAUAGACCUCUCUUAUUCACACACACACACACACACACACACGCAAAGUAUCUCAGUCUCUUAUGGCAAGAAACGUCUCUGUUACAAACGUAACCUCGGUUCCCUGAGACAAAGGGAACAAGACACUGUGUGCUAACGCAUAUGGGGAGUGUCCUUCCACAUGACCCAGUUGAAACCUCUCUAUUAUAACGCCAAUAUUCUAAUAUAGGCUAUGGUGUUUGAGCCCAGGUGCGAAGCUGUUCACUAUAAAAGCAGGUACGCAAACACUACCUCAGAAUUUUCUGACUGCGGGACAAGGAGUGCAGCAUAGAUUGCACUUCAAAAGAACUCUGAGUCUUGUAGUGUGGCCAAUGUUCACAAUGUCACGUUCCCUUUGUCUCAGGAAAUCGAGGUUACGUACGUAACCGAGAUGUUCCCUUAUGACUCAGUAUACUUGGCACUGAGUGCUAAUGCAUAUAGGGAACAGAAUCCCAUCAUGCCACACUACACGACAUAACCUUCCAGAGAGGAAACAUGAGGCCGGCGACCGACAUGAGUAUGCCGCAAGUGAGUGACCCUCAUGUUGGGCCAAGAAUGGAGCACUCAGAAUGAAUAUGAACUAUAGUCAUACAGUAUGAAUUAACCCCUUCACGAACCUAGUCGGGAAGGAAGUUUAUUUACAGUAGAUACACACACAAUAUACAAUAGCUUUAUAAGGAUACACAACUCCUGCCAUAGCGCUGCAGGGAAUCAGGAUGCUGAAGUGGCCCGUUCACCAGCGAAGCAUCAAGUGGUGAGGCAGAGUGAUGUUCGCCAGGGCACUGCAGGGGAGUGGAAAGUCUUCUCGUUGCUAAGAUGAUCCCGCCCGCUGACUCGUGUAGUCGACGGCGAAACAGUAGAAGGCUCCUUGACGAGAGAUGAAUCACUGUCUUCAGGCAAGAAAAUUAAGAGGAAUGGUGUUUGCACACCUGCUUUUAUAGCGGACAGCUUCAUGCCUAAAAAGGCAGGGCUCAAACACCAUAGCCAAUAUAAGAAUAUUGGCAUUAUUGUAGAGAGAUUUCAACUAGGUCGUGUGGAAGGACACUCACCAUAUGUGUUAACACACAAUGUCAAGUGUACUGAGUCGUAAAGGAACUAACACACAUGCACUCACACAAGUCUACACUUGAAUGUAAAAGUAUAUUUUCAAACAUCCUCAUUCCAACAGUGUGACCUUGAUACAUUUGUUUUGUCUCAGAAUUGUAUGUUCUGCAAGACAUUCUCAAAAAUACAGUAAAUAAAGACUUU
Molecule: messenger RNA, 4046 nt
Organism: Xyrauchen texanus (razorback sucker)
Lineage: Eukaryota; Metazoa; Chordata; Actinopteri; Cypriniformes; Catostomidae
Product: cAMP-responsive element modulator-like
Exons: 8
Coding region: 68-1072 (334 amino acids)
Biological process (GO): regulation of transcription by RNA polymerase II
Cellular component (GO): ATF4-CREB1 transcription factor complex; nucleus
Molecular function (GO): protein binding; RNA polymerase II cis-regulatory region sequence-specific DNA binding; DNA-binding transcription factor activity, RNA polymerase II-specific
Source: RefSeq, a predicted model, not a curated record